CUUUGGGAAACCAUGACAUGACGAGGAUAUUCAGACAGUGAAAUUUCAUAAUUUCAUAAAUGUAUAAUGUGUGUGUGUAUUUUGUAUAUAUUUCCACAGAUAUCAGGGCAGGGAUCAGACACAUGACUCGUUCCUGAAUCAUACAAAACAAAAACAAAUAAAUAAAUAAAAGCACCAAUUUCCCAUAUCAUCAAAACUGUUUCUUGUGAUCACUUGUCACUUUAGCAAACUAGCAAUUAAUUCACCCUCCUCCUCUUUUCUUUCUGGUUUAUCAGUCUCUUUCUCAUCAAUAAUUACUCUCUUUCUCAGUCAGACUCUGAUACCAACUACACAGAUAAACAGAGAACAAAAAGAAAAGAAAAAACAACAAAACAAAGUUCUGAAGAGUAAUUGAAAGAGUUUUGGCAUUUUGAAUUGUUGAAAGAGUUUUGGUGGUGGUGAUGUAUGGAUCUUUGAUCUUGGUUUUGGGUUUUUGUUUUGAUUGAUCUUGAUUCUUGCUAGAAAGUGAUCAAAUUAAGGCAGAGGAAGAUCACAAAGCUUCAGAAAAAGAAAAAUGCUUGGAAAUGGGGUGGUGGGGAUUUUGUCAGAGUCAGUGAACAAGUGGGAGAGAAGAGCACCUUUGACUCCAUCUCACUGUGCUAGGCUGCUCCACAGUGGCAGAGACAAAACUGGGGUUGCCCGCAUCAUAGUGCAGCCCUCCACAAAGCGCAUCCACCAUGAUGCAAUGUAUGAGGAUGUUGGGUGUGAAAUCUCUGAGGAUUUAUCCCAAUGCGGCCUCAUCCUUGGCAUCAAACAGCCCAAGCUGGAGAUGAUUCUUCCUGAUAGAGCCUUUGCAUUUUUCUCUCAUACUCACAAGGCUCAGAAGGAAAACAUGCCACUCUUAGACAAGAUCCUAGCUGAAAGGGUGUCCCUCUAUGAUUACGAGCUUAUCGUGGGGGAUCAAGGGAAAAGACUACUUGCAUUUGGAAAGUAUGCUGGUAGAGCCGGAUUUAUCGACUUCCUGCGCGGGUUAGGACAGAGAUACUUAAGUCUUGGAUAUUCAACACCGUUCCUCUCAUUGGGUGCAUCUUAUAUGUAUACGUCCUUGGCUGCUGCCAAGGCUGCAGUGAUUUCCGUGGGUGAAGAGAUAGCAACUCUGGGACUACCAUCAGGAAUCUGCCCUCUGGUCUUUGUCUUCACCGGUUCAGGAAACGUUUCUUCUGGCGCGCAAGAGAUAUUUAAGCUUCUUCCUCAUACUUUUGUGGAUCCUAGCAGACUUCCAGAGCUAUCUGGGACGGACAAGGAUGCUGCUCAACCUACAAGAUCAUCGAAAAGGGUCUUCCACAUAUAUGGUUGUGUUGUGACUAGUAAAGACAUGGUUCAACACAAAGAUUCCACAAGAGCAUUUGACAAAGCUGACUAUUAUGCACAUCCAGAACACUACAGCCCUGUUUUCCAUGAAAGAAUAGCCCCUUAUACAUCUGUAAUUGUGAAUUGCAUGUAUUGGGAGAAAAGAUUUCCUCGCUUAUUGAGUACCAAGCAGUUUCAAGAUUUAAUGAGGAAAGGAUGUAAGCUUAUUGGAAUCUCUGAUAUAACUUGUGAUAUAGGGGGAUCUAUAGAAUUUGUCAACCAAACCACGCCCAUUGACUCACCCUUCUUCAGAUAUGAUCCUAUGAAUGAUUCUUACCAUCACGACAUGGAUGGGGCUGGCUUGAUAUGUCAAGCUGUGGACAUUCUUCCAACAGAAUUUGCAAAAGAGGCUUCCCAACAUUUUGGAGACAUAUUGUCCCAAUUUGUUGGUAAUUUGGCUUCUACAAGAGACAUCACAAAGAUACCUGGACACUUGACGAGAGCUUGCAUAACCCAUGGAGGAGUACUUACCUCAUUGUAUGAAUACAUUACACGUAUGAGAAAAUCUGGCUCAGAAGAAAUAUUAAAAAGUCCUUCUAAGCACCAAUCUAACAAGAAGUAUAACAUAUCAGUAUCUCUCAGUGGUCACUUAUUUGAUCAAUUUCUGAUAAAUGAGGCCUUAGAUAUUAUUGAAGCUGCAGGUGGCUCCUUUCAUUUGGUUAAGUGUGACGUGGGUCAAUGUUCUAAUUCUAUGUCAUUCUCAGAGCUUGAAGUGGGUGCAGAUGAUAGGGCAGUUCUGGAUCAAAUUAUCGACUCUUUAACUUCUCUUGCUAAUCCAAACGAAAAUUAUGAUUUAAAGCAAGAAAAAAAUAAGAUUUCUCUGAGGAUUGGUAAAGUCCAGGAGAGUCCUAUGAAGGAAAAUGGCACGAAAAGAAAGGUUGGGGUUCUUAUAAUUGGCGCAGGCCGGGUAUGCCAACCAGCUGCUGAGAUGUUAGCAUCAAUUAGCGAAAUGUCAUCCCAGAAAUGGUGUAAAGCAUGCCUGGAAGAUGAUUUUGAAGAGAAGAAUGAUGUGCAAGUUACUGUUGCAUCUCUCUAUCUAAAGGAUGCUGAAGAGAUUACUGAAGGUAUUCCAAAUACAAGAGCAGUUCAACUUGAUGUGACGGAUACUGGCAGUCUUCAUAAGUAUAUAUCAGAGGCUGAAGUUAUUAUAAGUUUACUGCCAGCUUUUUGCCACAUUACUGUAGCAAAUGCAUGUAUUGAGCUUAAAAGGCAUCUUGUCACUGCUAGCUAUGUUGAUGAUUCAAUGUCAAAGCUAGAUGAAAAGGCAAAGAGUGCCGGUAUUACGAUUCUUGGUGAGAUGGGCUUGGACCCUGGGAUAGAUCAUAUGAUGGCAAUGAAGAUGAUCAACCAAGCACAUGUCCGUAAGGGGAAAGUCCGGUCUUUCACCUCGUAUUGUGGUGGACUCCCAUCCCCAGCUGCAGCAAACAAUCCAUUAGCGUACAAAUUCAGUUGGAGUCCUGCAGGAGCUAUUCGAGCCGGGCGCAAUCCUGCCACGUACAAGUCUAGGGGUGAAAUUGUACAAGUUGAUGGAAUGAAUCUCUAUGAUUCAGCUGUGAAACAACGGAUUCCCAACCUACCAGCUUUCGCGCUGGAAUGCCUCCCAAAUCGUAACUCACUAGUUUAUGGGGAAUUGUAUGGAAUAGGACAUGAAGCUUCAACCGUCUUUCGUGGAACCUUGCGCUAUGAAGGGUUUGGAGAAAUAAUGGGGACACUCUCAAGAAUUGGUUUAUUCGAAUCCGAUCCUCAUCCACUUCUCAAGGAUGGAAAGAGACCCACAUUCAGGAAAUUUUUGUCUGAACUUCUCAAAAUCGAAGGUGAAGAUCUGGAUGGACCCUUGAUAGGAGAGAAAGUCAUCCAUGAAAGGAUUAUCAAGCUUGGAUACUGCAAAGAUCAAGAAACUGCAUUGAGGGCAGCCAAGACCAUAACAUUUUUGGGACUUCAUGAUCAGAAAGAAAUCCCUGCCUCCUGCCGAAGUGCAUUUGAUGUGAGUUGUCUCCUCAUGGAAGACAGGUUAGCAUACUCCAGCACAGAACAGGAUAUGGUGCUUUUGCAUCAUGAAGUAGAGGUUGAGUUCCCAGAUGGACUUAGAGAGAAGCAUUCAGGCACUUUACUGGAAUUUGGGCAGACUAAGAAUGGUAAAAUGAUCACCGCCAUGGCUUUCACGGUUGGCAUCCCGGCAGCCAUUGGAGCUCUGCUCAUACUUGGAAACAAGGUCAAAACAAGAGGGGUCUUGAGGCCUAUUGAACCAGAAGUAUACGUCCCAGCCAUGGAUAUAAUACAAGCUUAUGGCAUCAAGGUAAUGGAGAAGAUCGAGUGACCCAAACAAUCCCCCUACCUCUUUCCUGUGUAGAUGCAGCUAUUCACCAGAUAUUCGAUGCACAACUAGUGCCUCGUUUCGCUUGACUGCAAUGGAGCAUAGAUACUUGAAAGGGAGAGUUUGAUACAAUUAUGUGGCAGGGCUCCAAUGAUGGGUUUGCAAUGCCUUCCCAAGUUUUGUGGAAAGAGCGCUUGCAACUUAGAGGAGCUCCCUAUUCCUACAUUAAUGUCAGCAAAAUAACUUUGUGAACAAUGGAUUUGAACAAUGGUUCUUCAUAUUCUUUGUGACUUUUCAGGUCAGGGAUGGAAAAAGGGUUCGCAUGAGCUUGAAUAGUGAAGUGUAACCAACAUAUUGCAAGAA
Prunus mume (Japanese apricot) is the source of this 4066-nucleotide messenger RNA. Lineage: Eukaryota; Viridiplantae; Streptophyta; Magnoliopsida; Rosales; Rosaceae. The record is from RefSeq and is a predicted model, not a curated record.